Eriocheir sinensis (Chinese mitten crab) is the source of this 3740-nucleotide messenger RNA. Its product is annotated as ankycorbin-like. Lineage: Eukaryota; Metazoa; Arthropoda; Malacostraca; Decapoda; Varunidae. Bases 212 to 2965 code for a protein of 917 amino acids. Gene Ontology annotation, molecular function: protein binding. The record is from RefSeq and is a predicted model, not a curated record. The transcript has 20 exons.
UGUGAGAGGUGGUGUUAGUUGUUGUAGUGGUAGUGAUGGUGGUGGUAUAGUGAUGUCAGUGGGUGCGAUGGUGUGAUUUAUCACACACGGAAAGACAGAUAGAGAGAGAGAGAGAAGGAAAAAUUGAGAAAAUAUAUACAAGUUUGUGGGAUUCGUGUAAAAGAAACUGAGAAACAACAAGGAAUAAACAUCAACAACAACAACAACAGCAAUGAGUGACGCGCAAAUAUCUCUGAUCGAGAGCGCUGCGGCCGGGGAUGCAGGCGCCGUGGAGGCCGAGUUGCAGCGGGGCGCCGAAGUGGACCAAACGGAAGACGGACGCACGGCCCUCCACUACGCAUCCGCCGAGGGCCUGCAGGAUGUGGUGAAGGUCCUCCUCUACUUCAAGGCCAACCCCACCAAGAGGAGCAAGAUGGAGGAGGACAAUGGUGGGACGGCUUUGCACCUGGCGGCGGAGGGCGGUCAUUUGGAGGUGAUGGAAGAGCUGCUACAGGCGAAGGCGAACCCGGAGGUGCUGGACGCUAAGGGGCGCCAGGCAUCCCACAGAGCAGCCUCCCACGGCCAGAAACAUGCCCUCGAGGUCCUAUACAACCACGGAGCGGACAUGGACGCUCGGGAUGCCGGGAAAGCCACGCCUCUCCACUUCGCCGCCUUCAACGGGAACUUGGAAACGGUGAGGUGGCUGGUGGAGGAGGCGGGCGUCGCCACUUCGUACAAGGACAAGAACGGCCGCCAGCCCAAGGACGUGGCCAAGAAGUUCAACAAUAAUGCCGUGCAGAAGUACCUCAAGAACAGCAGCGGGACGGGGAAGAAAGGAGGAGGAGGAGGAGGAGCAGGAGGAGGUGGUGGUGGUGGGGGAUCCUUGUUCGGCGGCCCAAAGGCUCGCAGAAGCACGCGGGAGACGAGCCGUGACCGCAUGUCAGGCCGCGAAUCCUCCCGCUCACGACACCAACUCAACGAAUCCCCAGCGCCCUCCUCUGAACCCGAGUCCCUCCCCGCGCCCCGCCGCCAGGACUCUGCAGAUGGGGACAGGAGUGUGGAUAAGGCGCCCUCGCAGCCCGUCUCUCUCCCCGCGGGUCUGGGCCAAGCUCCUGAAGAUAUGCGAGCCUCCAUGCCGUCCCUGUCCCCCCCCGACUCCCCGCGGAACAGCACCUCGCUAGAUCGAAGGAGCCGUGAGAGAGAGUCCCGCCGGCGUACGUGGAGCCUCGGGGGGUCAGCCAAGAGCCGCCCCGCCGCCAGGGACCUCCGGGGCCAGCUGGAGGAGCUCAUGGACAUCAAGACCCAGCAGGAGGAGGAGCUGGAGUUCAAGAGGGAGGAACUGUCCAAGCUGAAGUCUGUGCUGAGCCAACUCCAGCAGGAAAAGACCCAGGCGGAGGAGCAGGUGUCGGAGCUCCGUUACCACGUGGAGGCACAGCGACAGCAGGUGGCGGAGGCGGUGGAGGGGCAGCAGCGGCUCAGGGCACACCACCAGCAGGAGCAGGAGUCGGCCAUGGGCACCGCGGCCAGACGGGAGGAGGAGCUUCAGGAGUUGCUGGCGGCGGCGCGGAAGGACGUGGACGGCCUGAGGGAGCGUGACACACUGAGCCAGCAGACCAUUGAGGCGCUCACGAAGAAGGUGGAGCGGCUGUCCGUGGAGGCGAGGCUGAACGAGGAACGCAUGCAGCAGAAGGAGGGGUCGCUGAGGGAGGCACUGCGGCAGGUGGAGGAGGGCACCGCCGCCGCCGCCUCGCUGGCCACGCUCAAGGAGGAGAUCGAACACCUCACCUGCAUGAUGGAUGACACGAGGGAGAACGCCAUGAUUAUACAGAGUCAGCUGGAGAAGAAGAUAUCGGAGCUGCUUGAACAGAACGAGCAGAAAGCGGAUACCAUCUCCAUGUUAUCCGACCGCCUGCGUCAAGCCGAGAUGACCUCCGCCACCACGCAGGAGGCGGAGCGGCGGGUGAAGGAGCUGCGAGAGAAGGAGACGGAGAGCCAGUUGACCAUAGCCUCCCUCAACGCAAAGAUCCAGCAACUCCAACAGAACAUAACAGACCAUGACAACAAGACCCUGACCUAUCAUAAGCAGCAGCAGGCCAGGAUCGAGGAGCUGACGGAGGCGAACGAGGCUAAACAGGUCAGCAUCAACAGCCUGUCCAGCGAGGCGGAGCAGAUCAACAGACGCCUCAGGGAACAGCAGGACAGCAUCGUCUGGUACCAGGGCCAGGUACAGCAGAAGGCACGGGAGAGCGAGGCGAAGGAGGCGGAGAGGCAGCAGGAGGUGGAGGCGCUGAAGGAGGAGGUGCGCCAGCUCUCCCUUAAGCUGGAAGAGGCGCAGAAGAUAUCCUUAACACAGUAUGAGCGAGGCGGGACCUUGGUGGCCCUUCAGAAGCGGGACUCGGCCCAGAAGCAGACCAUCAAUGCGCUCGAGAACAGGCUUCAGCAGCUCAGCCUCAAGAUGGCGGAUGCUGAGCAGGCGUCCCUCAGCAUCCAGAGGCAGCAGCUGGAGACGAUUAACAAGCUGAAGGAGGAGCUGGACGAGGCCAAGAGGAACGCAGCAUCGAAACAGGACCUGGCGGCGUCGGCGGGGGCACAGCAACAGCAGCAGACGCUUCAGGAGUACCGCGAGAAGGACCUGUCGAACCAGCUGAUCAUCGAGGCGCUGAACCGAAAGAUUGACCAACUCUCCGAGGAACUCAAGAAAAACUACACCAACUUCUAUUCCUGGCAGACGCAGCAGGGGGAGAAGGACAAGGAACACGAGCAGAGGGAAGCAGCGAGUCAGCAGACCAUCGCUGAGCUGAGGGAGGAGGUGGACCGCCUCAGCAGGGGGGGACAGCCACAGCAGAAAGUCCCCAUCAGACAGGCCCCCCAGCCGUGGAGACCCUCAGGACCCCCGCCCCCCGUCCCCUACAGCCAGAAGUACAACCACGUCUCCCCCCCGCGGCAGGAGACCACCUACACCUCGCCCUUCGCCCACCACCAGUGAGGGACGCAGGCCGCAGGAAGGCAGAGCGGGCAAAGAGGACUUGAAAUUUCCGCCAUAUAGAACUCAGUAGACCGUAUUGGCUGCACCGUUGCCAGAUUGUCGUACUCAGAGCAUAGUAUUUACCUGUUUCUGACGCCUAACUACUGCCAAGAAACAUCAGGGUCUAAGUCUUUUAACGGUAACUAUAAAUGAGUUUCGUUAUUGGAGCCCAGAAGACAGUUUUAGGGUAGGAAGUCGGGAAAUAUAAGCGGCUGAGUACGACAAUCUGGCAACGUUGAUUGGCUGUCAGUUCGCCUCUUCGCCGUUGGAGGGCCCUCGCGUGCGUCUCCAUGGCAACGGCGACGCUUUACCCUUUGCUUACUAACUUGUUUAUAGUAAUACGUCUAUCAUUAAAUUACAUUAUACUAGGGAUUACGGAAAAUGAAAUACGGACCUGAAGCUGAGCCCAAAUAUUCAAGAGAAGAACAUGUGUUUAGUUUUAUCGUACAUUUGGCACUCGGCUUCCGUCACGUAUUUAACUCCAUUUACUCCCAAACACAUAGCGGAAAAAAGGUCGCUAAGAAGGUAGGGAUCCCGCGCCUCAUCUCGUUAGUGUUAUUCUUUAAGACUUUUGUUACAAUUUUGUCUUUAGUAUUUCUUUAACUUUUAAGAUAGCUGUAGUCGAUAUGAUUUUGUGUAUAGUUUGCUGCGGUAGAGAGAGAGAGAGAGAGAGAGAGAGAGAGAGAGAGAGAGAGAGAGAGAGAGAGAGAGAGAGAGAGAGAGAGAGAGAGAGAGA